This is a messenger RNA of Penicillium robsamsonii, 4374 nucleotides long. Its product is annotated as putative ABC multidrug transporter. Gene Ontology annotation, biological process: transmembrane transport. Bases 1 to 4374 code for a protein of 1457 amino acids. Gene Ontology annotation, molecular function: ATP hydrolysis activity; ABC-type transporter activity; ATP binding. The transcript has 8 exons. The record is from RefSeq and is a predicted model, not a curated record. Gene Ontology annotation, cellular component: membrane. NCBI's taxonomy places the organism in Eukaryota, Fungi, Ascomycota, Eurotiomycetes, Eurotiales, Aspergillaceae.
AUGCCGUUCACAACUGGAGAAGAGAACUUGCUUCGGUUGAACGGAGAGGAUUUUGACUUUAACAUCCAAUUCGAGCAGUUGUUCUUCUCCGUCAUUCCGUCUGCUUUGUUCAUCGUAACAUCAUUAUGGCGGACUUUUUCCAAGGCACGGAAGCCCACCGUGGUGAAUGCGCCGGUUUUCCAAUUUAUCAAAUUGGGUGCUAUCACAGCCUAUGUCGGACUUGAACUUUCACUACUUAUCUUAGUUGCGGCUGGGUCCUUCCAUGUGACCAACAUGUUCAUAGCUUCCUCGGUCCUCAACCUUGUCUCAGCCCUACUCAUGAUCACGCUGAGUGUUAUCGAUCAUAGCAAAAGCCCAAAGCCGUCUGUAUUACUGAGCAGCUACUUGUUCCUGACACUUUUCCUUGACACAGCUCAGGCAAGAACGCUAUUUCUGUUAUCAGAUAACAAACCUGAACUCACUUAUAGCAGCAUCUUCGUUGCUGCUAUAGCUCUGAAGGCCGGAAUAUUGCUAUUAGAAGCCCAGCAAAAGUCCACAUGGGUGGACUGGGACGAGAAGGAGCAUAGUCCAGAGGAGACCAGUGGCAUCUUCUCCUUGGGAGUCUUCUUCUGGCUGAACAAGAUGUUCCUAGUUGGCUACAACAAAGUCUUGACGAUUGGGGACCUUUACCCUCUUGAUAGCUCCUUUAACGCCAUAUCAGUCCACGGCGAGUUCUUGAAGAAAGUGGAUUACUCUCAUUUAAAGGGUGACAAAUUUGGUCUGGUGAAGGUGCUCAUGCGUACGCUGAAAGUUCCUCUUCUACUUCCUAUACCUCCACGUUUAGCACUUCUUUGUUUCACAUUUUGUCAACCGCUUUUCCUUGAAAAGCUGUUGGAUUUUCUAUCACAGCCUGAACUUGACGAGAACGUCGGAUACGGCUUCAUCGGUGCUAGCAUAUUUAUCUACUCGGGACUUGCUAUAUCAAUGGCCUUUUACUGGUACUUCCACCACCGAAUGCGCACUAUGGCUAGGUCAAUAUUAGUCACGGAAAUUUUCAUCAAAGCCACAAAAGCUCGUAUCGGAACUGGCGAUGACAGCGCGGCGCUCACUUUAAUGAGCACAGACAUGGAGAGAAUCAACACAGGUUUCAAAAAUCUGCAUGAGAUUUGGGCGAGCAUAAUUCAAGCAGCUCUUGCCGGGUGGAUGUUGUACGGCAGACUGGGUAUAGUGUUCGUCGCACCAAUGGGUCUUGUUAUAAUCUGUUUUAUUGGCUUGGGGAUCUUGAUAAAUUUCACCGGGGACUCGCAGAGGUCCUGGAUGGCAGGGGUCCAGAAGCGGGUGGGCUUGACGGCCACAGUCAUUGCCAGUAUGAAAAAUCUGAAGAUAUCUGGCCUCUCUGUUGCCAUGGGUGGCUUUGUGCAGACUCUCCGUGUACAGGAGCUAGCGGCUGGAGCCCGAUUCCGCGAAAUAAUGAUCAUCGCCGCAGUUUUGGGUUUUAUUCCGUUGCUGAUCGGCCCGCCGUUAACUUUUGCAUUCACUCAAAGAACCUUGGAUGCCUCGAGGAUGUUCACCAGUCUUGCUUUCCUUACGCUUUUGACAAACCCGUUGUCGCAGGUCUUUCAAUCUAUCCCCCAACUUGUCUCUGGAUUAGCGUGUUUAGGCCGAAUCCAGGCCUUCUUGGAAUGCGAGACUCGCCAUGAUUUUCGCCAAGUUCUUGAUGAUAUGAGGCGGAGUGCUGAAAAGACCCGAGCCGACACCGGAACUUUGUCUAGUUCUGAACUGGACUCUAUUCAUUCUCUUGUCAUCAAGAGCGGGAGUUUUGGUUGGGAAGCAGAUAAAUUCGUCUUGAGGAAUAUUAGUACUCGAGUAUCCAAGUCCUCACUCACUAUUGUCGUCGGACCUGUAGGUUCUGGGAAGACCACGCUAUGCAAGGCACUACUUGGAGAAAUCCCUUUCAGUGAAGGCAGCGUGGUUUUGGGUACUAGAUUUCCUCACGUUGGAUUCUGCGACCAAACAGCAUUCCUCUCAAACGGGUCGAUCAAAGAUAACAUCGUGGGAUUCUCUCCACACAAUAACGAGAGGUAUGCAGAAGUCAUUGAGGCUACCUCGCUGAGCUUUGACUUUGCCACGCUGCCACAGGGAGACCGAACAAAUGUUGGUUCGGAUGGAAUCGUCCUAUCCGGGGGCCAGAAGCAACGUGUUUCUCUUGCGCGAGCUCUAUAUUUGCACUCUGAUCUUCUAGUGCUAGACGAUAUCUUCAGCGGCUUGGAUGCGGAGACUGAAGAGAAGGUCUUCCAGCAAGUGUUCGGGCCUGAUGGAAUACUCAGGCGACGGCGCUCUACGGUCGUGCUGUGCACCCACAGCAUCAGGCACCUGCCAGCGGCAGAUCAUGUAAUAGCACUCGGCAACGGAACUAUUGUCGAGCAAGGUAGCUUUCACAAACUGAUGGCCAAUCAAGGAUAUGUUCAACGUCUGGGUUUGAAGGGCUCGUCCGAUAACCAUGCUCCUACCGAGAAAACGACUUCAAAGAAGAGCGCGCAGGAAUCCAAGCCGCAAAUUCUUCACACAACGAUAACCAAUACAUCAUCCACUGCACCGGAUGCGGAUAAAUCCCGGCAAAUCGGCGAUAAAACGGUUUACAAGCAUUAUGUUAAGAGUAUGGGAUUAUUCCUGGCAGUGUGUAGUUUGCUUCUUGGUGCUCUUUGGGGUUUCUUCACAAACUUUGCAACAAUUUGGCUUACAUACUGGACCGAUGACAUCUACUCGGAACAUCCAACGCAAUCUUUCGCUUAUUACGCUGGGAUAUAUGCUUUGCUUCAAAUCUGCGGCUUGAUCUCUCUGCUUCUCCUCGGCAUCGCACUCUUCGUCAUCUCCGUGAAAAAGGCAGGUGCUAGUCUCCACCAGGAUGCCUUACGAACACUUAUUCAAGCACCGCUACACUUCUUCGCCAACACGGAUACUGGAGUCGUCACAAAUCUGUUCUCGCAAGAUCUGAAUCUUAUAGACACGGAACUGCCAGAUGCAACUUUGAACACUCUUUUCUGCGUCUUUCAAACACUCGGACAAGCUGCAGUCAUGCUUACGUCGUCUCUAUACUUGGCCAUAAGCUACCCAUUUAUCGGUGCCCUACUAUACAUCUUGCAAAGGUUUUACCUUCGGACUUCCAGGCAACUGAGGUUGCUAGAUCUUGAAGCAAAAAGUCCCUUGUACACACACUUUCUUGACACUGUUAAGGGCAUUACAACUCUGAGAGCCUUUGGUUUUCUUCCUGACGAUAUCGAAAAGAAUUCUCACUUGAUUAAUACCAGUCAACGACCCGCAUAUCUCCUUCUCAUGAUUCAACAGUGGCUAAACCUCGUUCUCGACCUCGUAGUCAUGGUAAUAGCAGUGGUCAUGACGGCUCUUGCCGUUCGGCUUCACUCUGACUCUGCUUUCGCUGGUGCUUCUAUGUUCUCCCUCAUGAGUUUCGGGGAGAAUAUUUCAGGCAUUGUCACAUUCUACACCAGGCUAGAGACUUCUAUUGGAGCAAUCGCUCGUCUCAAGAUGUUCAACGAUAACGUCAAACCUGAGGAUAGAGAUGAAGAGGACAUUUUCCCCCCUGAACAGUGGCCGCAAAAUGGUGUUGUGGAAUUGAAGGGCGUGUCCGCAAAUUACUUUGCAGAGGACCAACCCGACGGCACGUCUAACUUAGCCCUCCGAAAUAUCCACCUCACUAUCAACACAGGCGAGAAAGUCGCCAUCUGCGGUCGUACCGGCAGCGGAAAGUCCAGCCUUAUCGCUCUACUCCUCAAACUCCUUGAUCCCCUCCCCGAGAUGGCUGGGAACGCAAUCAUCGACAACACGCCGCUACACCGCAUAAACCGGGCUGCACUCCGUGAGAGGAUAAUCGCAGUACCCCAGGAAGCGGUUUUCCUACCAGAUGGGUCCACCUUCCGAGCGAACUUAGAUCCGUCCGAUGUUUCAACGCCCGAGGAAUGUCAAGUUGUGCUUAUCGCCGUGGAUCUGUGGAAGUUCGUCCAGGAGCGGGGUGGCCUAGAGGCAGGCAUGAGCGCGGGGACGCUCAGCGCCGGACAACGGCAACUCAUGUCGCUUGGACGUGCGUUACUGAGACGUUUUAUCCGGGCAAGGAAUGGCUCAGACUGCGGUAUAUUGUUGUUGGAUGAGGUGAGUUCGAGUGUUGACCGCGAGACGGAACGUGUUAUGCAGGAUAUUAUCAGGGUAGAGUUUAAGGACUACACGAUUAUAGCGGUCAGCCAUCGGUUGGACAUGAUUAUGGACUUUGAUAGGGUUGUUGUUAUGAAUACGGGAGAGAUUGUGGAGGUUGGGAAUCCUGCGGUGCUGGCUAAACAGGAGGGGACGAGGUUUGGGGAUCUGGUCAGGGCUGGGGGUGAGUAG